AUGGCCGACUCCCUCAUGACAACGGCGAGGUGUCAGGUCACGAGGGUCGCCCGCCGCUCCCCUCGUACCGUCUCAUUGGGUCAUCUUCGGAUCUCACGUGUCAUGCAAGUUCAUCACUCCCGGAGUUCUGGAUCUUUCGCCUCUGCAUUGUCACGUGACUUCGAGUUCUUGUGUGAUGUCAUGUUACGUGUCAUAAUAGAGAGAAGCCGAAACAGGAGCAGUGCGACACGACGCAGACCAAUCCAAGUACGAGAGCCGAACCAGAGGAUAACGGAGCACACGAGAGACCAUAAGCGAGGAGUAUCAGAGAGUAGACCGAAACAGAGAGAUGCCAGGAGACCGAGAGACCAAAACAGAAUCAGAGAGAAGCAGAGACAGAGUAGACCGAAAGAGACACGCGGAGACCAUCAGAGAACCAAACAGAAGUCAGAGAGAAAGCAGGGACAGAGAUCCGGAAAAGAGAAGCUGGAGAGACUUGAGAGACCAAUAACAGAAUCGAGAGAGAAGGCAGAGACACGAGACCGUAAACGAGAAGCGGAGACCGCAAGAGCCCAAACGGAAUCAGAGAGAAUCAGAGAGGUAGACCUGCGAAACAGUAGUAAGCAGAGACCGGAGACGCAACAACAGAAUUCAGUAGAGAAGCAGAGACGAGACUGA
Molecule: messenger RNA, 657 nt
Organism: Penaeus vannamei (Pacific white shrimp)
Lineage: Eukaryota; Metazoa; Arthropoda; Malacostraca; Decapoda; Penaeidae
Source: RefSeq, a predicted model, not a curated record